Molecule: messenger RNA, 1819 nt
Organism: Saccostrea echinata
Lineage: Eukaryota; Metazoa; Mollusca; Bivalvia; Ostreida; Ostreidae
Product: nucleolin-like
Exons: 11
Coding region: 101-1315 (404 amino acids)
Molecular function (GO): RNA binding
Source: RefSeq, a predicted model, not a curated record
ACUAAGAGGAGAAGUGACGUAGCCUAGCUCUGUCUUUUUAACCACGCGGUGGACAGGGAAGGGAGGAAGAAAAGCAGCUCGUAACAAAACUUCAAACAAAAUGCCACAGAAACAAGUUAAAAUCAAAAAGGGGAAAGUGCAGGCCCAGAAAUCGAAGAAGGCCCCUCCCAAACCAGCACCUGUUGAGGAGUCAGAUGAGUCAUCUGAAGAAGAUUCUGAUGAUGAUGAAGAUGAUGUAGAGAUGGCUGAGGUUAAUGGCAAAGCUUCACCACAGAAAAGGAAGGCAGUAGAGCUAGAGGAAGAUAGUGAUGAUAGCGAUAGUGAUGACAGCGAAGAAGAUGAAGUUGCCAAACCAGCUGCACCUAAAAAAGCAAAAACUACACCUGCUCCCAAGAAAGAAGAGAGUAGUGAUGAUGAUGAGGAGGAGGAAGAUGAUGAUGAUGACGAUGAGGAAGAAGAAGAAGAAACAAAACCAACCCCUUCAAAGACAAAAACUCCAAUAAAACCAGCUAAAGCUACUGAAGAGAGUGAUGAUGACAGCGAUGAAGACGAGGAUGAUGAUGAUGAAGAUGAUGAUGAAGAUGAGGAGGAAGCACCUGCUCAGAAAACAAAGGCAGUGAAGAAAGCUAAACAAGCUGAGGAAGAGGAAAGCGAUGAUGAUGAGGAAGAUGAUAGUGAUGAUGAUGAGGAAAGUGAUGAGGAAGAAGAAGAAGAGGAGGAGGAAGAAGAGAAACCUGUCAAAAAACAAAAGGGAAAAAAGGAAAAAAAGGAAAAUGGAUUUGGAGAACAAGCACAGGAAGAGUCUACACUGUUCGUGAAGAACAUCGCUAGCAACGUAGACAAAGAUCAACUCUCAGAAAUGUUCCCAGGAGCCAAAGAGAUCCGCAUGCCUACUAAACAUGAUGGAUCCCCAAAAGGAUUUGCAUACCUUGAGUUUGAUGAUGCCAAGAAAGUAAAGAAAUAUAUUGAAACUAAACAAGGAGCGGAAUUAGAGGGACAGGAACUGUUCCUUGAUUUAGCCAAUAAAAAACCACCCAACAAUAGAAACCAGAGGGGAGGUCGAGGGGGGAGAGGAGACUUUGGAGGGGGCAGAGGUCGCGGGGGCGGUGGUGGUGGUCGUGGAGGCCGAGGUGGUGGUCGCGGUGGUGGUGGUAGAGGUGGUGGCGGUCGCGGUGGUGGUUUCAGAGGAGGACGCGGCGGUAGAGGUGGUGGACGUGGGGGAAGAGGAGGAGGAGGAUUUGGCAAAAGUCCAGCUGCAAAAGGAGCAAUUCAAGAAUUCUCAGGAAAAAAGAAGACCUUCAGCAUGGACGAUUGAGGAGUUGACUCAUUGACCGUCUUUUCAUGUCCAUCAGGCCAUGUCUGUCUGUGCAAUCAUGUUGAAAAUUUUCUUGAGGAAGGCAGAGACCUUUAGAAUCUAAUUUUAAAAAAAAAAGAGGCUGACUUUUUACAAAGUUUUUCACACUAUGAUAUUUACAUCUUGUGAAUUUUUUCUUUGUUUUCACUGGAGAAUUUUUAGUACCAUGUUAUUGUAUACAACCAUGAAUUAAUGUCUUUGAUUUUAUAUAGGAUUUUCAUUACCCAUAGUCCUUGACAUAUCUCUGCCUGUUGUAUAUUUAUUGUAGUUCUCCCAUUGUGUCAGAUCUUGGCUGAGUGUAGGUUGUACAGAAAUCUUGAUGCAUUUAUAUACUACCCUCCCUCUCCAUUCAUCUUCUUCAUGAUCAUGUUGAUAAAAUUGUUCACAUUGUUAAUUCUUACAUCUUGUUUUAUGAUAAAUGUUGUUAUACAUUGUAUAAAGAUGAAUAAAGUAGAGCUGCUAUAA